AGAGUAAGCGACGCACCGAGGAGAAGAAGAAGAACGCUAGCCCUUUAGCUUCCUAGCGCCUGCCAGUCUUACGCAGUUUAUCCAAAAUCAGGCAAACGUCGCCUGCUGGUCUCAAAGAAAAUCCUAUGCGGCAGCAGGGAAGGGUGUUGAAGUCGAACCUUUCCUGACAGACAUGGAGAAGCAGCUUCAUCUGAACCUGUUAGGCUCCAGACCUCCUUUAGCAGGUGGCUUCCAGUCCAGCUCCAAGAUGAAGAUGGGACCUGGACGGAAGAGAGAUUUCACCCCCUUGCCUUGGAGUCACUACUUUGAAACCAUGGAAGAUGUCGAGGUGGAAAAUGAAAAUGGCAAAGAUCUUUUCAGAAUUUACUGCAGUGGCUCCCAUGGUCCUGUGUUACUCUUGCUCCAUGGGGGAGGGCACUCUGCGCUUUCCUGGGCAGUGUUUACUGCUGUCAUAUGCAGCAGGAUCAACUGCAGGGUGGUGGCCAUGGACCUUCGUGCUCAUGGUGACACUAAAGUAAAAAAUCCUGAAGAUCUUUCUGCAGACACCAUGGCCAAGGAUGUUGGAAAAGUUGUGGAGGUGCUUUAUGGAGAGAACCCACCUCCAAUCAUGAUUAUUGGACACAGCAUGGGCGGUGCCAUCGCCGUUCACUCCGCUAACCACGUCCCAUCUCUGCUGGGUCUCUGCGUCAUUGACGUCGUAGAAGGUACAGCGAUGGAUGCUUUAAACAGCAUGCAGAAUUUCCUCCGAAGUCGGCCAAAGACGUUUAAAUCUCUGGAGAAUGCCAUCGAGUGGAGUGUGAAGAGCGGUCAGAUCCGUAACAUCGAGUCAGCCCGCGUGUCGAUGGGAGGCCAAGUCAACAAAUGUGAGGAGUCAACCAGCAGUCCAAGUGUCUCAAAUAGCAUUGGUGAAGGCAUUAUAGAAGAAGAUGAGGAUGAAGAAGGCGUGGAAGAGUCCAUGAAGAAAAAAAUGAAGGAGGACGACCAAGAGAUCAAAAAGGAAAGUAUUUUCACCUGGCGAGUGGACCUUUCAAAGACAGAAAAGUAUUGGGAAGGCUGGUUCAGAGGUCUGUCCGCCCUGUUUCUCUCCUGCCCUGUGCCAAAACUUCUCCUACUUGCAGGAGUAGACAGGCUUGACAAAGACCUCACUAUUGGACAGAUGCAAGGAAAGUUUCAGAUGCAGGUCCUCUCUCAGUGUGGUCACACGGUUCAUGAGGACGCACCUGAAAAAGUAGCAGAUGCUCUAGCAACAUUCAUGGUCCGGCACAAGUUUACUGAGUUUAAGGAAGGAUUCUUGUGCUGAAUUUCCUGUGCAAACAUAGCCAGAAGCUGUAGAAGACAUGUUUCACGAUUCAUCGACUUCAUUGUUAAAAUAUCAGCUUUUUCAGAUAUUAUUAUUAUUAUUAUUAUUAUAAUUAUUAUUAUGUAGAUAUUUUUGUCUCUCUGCUUUGCCUUAUUUUUAUUAUAUUAGAAAUUCAUUGUACUUUUUUCUUUUUUAAUUUUCUUUUCUAUUGUCAUUCUCUCCUUGUUUUUAAAUGGUUUAUCUUGACAGAUUGCAUCAUUGUUAAAGUGUGUUUGUGAUGUCUGAAUUCAAACUAUGAUUAAACAUGGAUGCAACAAAC
Molecule: messenger RNA, 1619 nt
Organism: Cololabis saira (Pacific saury)
Lineage: Eukaryota; Metazoa; Chordata; Actinopteri; Beloniformes; Belonidae
Gene: ppme1
Product: protein phosphatase methylesterase 1
Exons: 14
Coding region: 173-1300 (375 amino acids)
Biological process (GO): protein demethylation
Molecular function (GO): protein methylesterase activity
Source: RefSeq, a predicted model, not a curated record